AUGAGAAAACCCAGUUUGGAGAGAGAGCUAUGUCUUCACCGGGGAAGUCCUGCUUUAGACAGCGGCGCCGGAAGCUCGAGAUCGGACUCUCCGCACACUCAACUGAGUCGACAAUAUUCUCCCAGUAGUUUUUCCGAACCGCCGCCUCCUCCUCCUCCCAGAUGCAGUUCCACGCCGCCGCCGCCUCCUCCUCCUCACGCUCCUUACUCGAAUGCCAUUACAAAUAUGCAACAUCUUUUCAAGAGGAUGUCUCCUGCUCCCGUGGUCACGCCGAGACCGCCAGCUGCACUUCCUGGAUCCGCUGGUUCGACAACUUGUUCUGGUCGGCAGCCAAUGGUCGUGCAGAAUGGACCUCAAGUUCAGCAACAAUUAACUCAACAAAUGCAAGCCCUUAGUUUAUUUCAAAGUUCUGCCCCCGUAGAACCGCCACCGCCUUAUCCUUUAGGUAGUUCAUCUCCUGGGCCAUUACCACCUCCCUAUCCAUCGUCUAUUCAGAGCCGACAAAGUCCGACUCAAGAUUAUAGAAAAAGUCCGUCUUCAGGCAUUUAUUCAAACCCGAAUUCGAUUGGUUCUCCUAGUCCAAUAACUGUAUCGGCAUCAGUUACUCCUACAAGCAGCACGGUCGGUGUUGCUCGUCCUACUCCCCUACAAGCUUGGGGAGCACGACAAGCUAAAACUCAGCCGCCAUUUAUAAUGCAAAGUGUUAAAAGUACACAAGUACAGAAACCCGUUUUGCAAACUGCUAUAGCGCCAACCGCUCCGCAGCCAGCAUCUCACGGAGUAGCUAUACCUCCUCCUUCUUAUGCAUCUUCUAUUCAACAGAAGCAGCAAACUCAGAUGCCAUAUUCUUUGGCACCGAGCAAACAAGUCGCCCCUGUUGGUUCCUCUUCUCCCAAACAACCUCCUGCAUCUCCAGUUACUACAACAGCGAGUCCGAUCUCAGUACCGACAACGGAACCUCCAAGCUACGCAAGCACUAUGCAAGCACUUGCAAUGCAAAAGGGAAUGGUCGUACCCUCAGCCCAGCACAUACAUCAUCCAUUACCUCCGCCACCUUAUUCAGGAGAAGAUGUCUGUCGUACAAUUUCUGUUGUUGACGGGCCGUCACGUUCGCUGGCGGCGUCUGCACAUCAUCCACCCCUCUCUAGAAAAUUUUCACCAAUCAUGCCUGGCGAGCCUAGGUCAGACAGUCCACUAUCUGUGUCUUCGACAGAAAGUGGGCGGGCUCCAUUAACGGCUUAUACCAACAAUAAUAGCAACAGUUACAAUAAUUUGAACAGCAAUACGGGAAUGCAAAACGGAAACAGCAACACAAACGACAGACGGCCAUCCCCCACGUCUGCGUAUAAAGUCAAUCAUCAAUCUCCCAUACCUGAAAGAAAGCAGAUAAGCAAAGAAAAAGAAGAGGAAAGACGAGAUUGCAAAGUUCGAAAUUAUUCACCGCAGGCGUAUAAAUUUUUUAUGGAGCAACACGUGGAAAACGUAAUCAAAAACUACAAGCAAAGACAAUUUCGACGAGUUCAAUUGGAAAGCGAAAUGAACAAAAUCGGUCUCAAUCCGGAGUGUCAAUCACAAAUGCGGAAAAUGCUCUCUCAAAAGGAAUCCAAUUACAUUCGGUUGAAGCGAGCCAAAAUGGAUAAGUCGAUGUUCAAAAAGAUGAAAACCAUCGGGGUGGGAGCUUUCGGAGAAGUCGCACUCGUUUGCAAAACGGAUGCCAAUCAUUUGUACGCCAUGAAAACGUUGAGAAAAGCCGACGUUCUCAAGAGGAAUCAAGUGGCUCACGUCAAAGCUGAAAGAGACAUACUUGCAGAAGCCGAUAACGAAUGGGUCGUUAAAUUGUAUUAUUCGUUUCAGGAUAAAGACAAUUUGUAUUUCGUUAUGGAUUACAUACCGGGAGGAGAUCUCAUGUCGUUAUUAAUCAAAUUGGGAGUUUUCCAAGAGAGUCUCGCUCGUUUUUACAUAGCCGAACUCACUUGCGCCAUAGAGAGCGUUCACAAAAUGGGAUUCAUUCAUAGAGAUAUAAAACCGGAUAAUAUACUAAUCGAUAAAGAUGGUCACAUCAAAUUAACGGAUUUCGGUUUGUGUACGGGAUUCAGGUGGACUCACAAUUCGAAAUAUUAUCAAAGAAAUGGAGAACAUGCGCGACAGGAUUCAAUGGAUCCAAGCGAAGACUGGAACAACGAAUGUAGGUGUCGACAAUUGAAACCUCUGGAGCGACGAAGGAAACGAGAGCAUCAAAGAUGUUUGGCACAUUCUCUCGUUGGAACUCCAAAUUACAUCGCACCGGAAGUUUUGCUGAGAACAGGGUAUACGCAGCUUUGCGAUUGGUGGAGCGUUGGCGUUAUCUUAUACGAAAUGGUCGUCGGGUCUCCUCCAUUUUUGGCCAACACUCCUGCCGAAACGCAGUACAAGGUGAUCAAUUGGGAAAAAACGUUAAACAUACCAAAAGAUGCCAAUUUGUCGCCGGAAAGUACGGACUUGAUAUUGAAAUUGUGUUGCGGAGAUGAUAAAAGACUCGGUAAAAACGCUAGUGAAGUGAAAGCUCAUCCUUUUUUCAAAUCCAUCGAUUUUGAAAAAGGUUUAAGGACACAAACCGCGCCUUAUUUGCCUCGUAUACAAAACCCUAUGGACACGUCAAAUUUCGAUCCCGUCGAUCCGGACAAGUUGAGACAAUCGGGAUCGUCGGAUUCGACAAAAUCGGACGAAUUGUUCGACAACGGAAAUCCAUUUCACGGUUUUUUCGAAUUCACGUUCAGGAGAUUUUUCGACGACGGAGGAGGACCGGCUGCUCCUUUCAGAAUAAGUUUGGACGACAACGAUAAUCAAGGACCGGUAUACGUAUGA
Messenger RNA from Pediculus humanus corporis (human body louse), 2844 nucleotides. Its product is annotated as serine/threonine-protein kinase LATS1, putative. Bases 1 to 2844 code for a protein of 947 amino acids. Gene Ontology annotation, molecular function: ATP binding; protein serine/threonine kinase activity. Gene Ontology annotation, biological process: positive regulation of apoptotic process; G1/S transition of mitotic cell cycle; peptidyl-serine phosphorylation. NCBI's taxonomy places the organism in Eukaryota, Metazoa, Arthropoda, Insecta, Psocodea, Pediculidae. The record is from RefSeq and is a predicted model, not a curated record. The transcript is spliced from 10 exons.